Molecule: messenger RNA, 1518 nt
Organism: Haplochromis burtoni (Burton's mouthbrooder)
Lineage: Eukaryota; Metazoa; Chordata; Actinopteri; Cichliformes; Cichlidae
Product: C-type lectin domain family 4 member M
Exons: 8
Coding region: 435-1349 (304 amino acids)
Source: RefSeq, a predicted model, not a curated record
UUAAUUAAAAUUAAUUAAUUCACCAUGGAAUUAAUUAAUUAAACAUUUAAUUAUAUUUUUAAUGAUGUAUUUACUUAAUUUAUUUUGGCACUGCUGGCCCUCCAUACAUGCUGAUGCACCACACUUUCCUGUGUCAGAAAAAAAAACAACAACAGGUGCUUCUUUUUAGUGACUGAUGAAAAACACAUUUGCGUUAUCUGCAAAUUAUUGCUGCUGACAAAAAAUAAAUAUUUAAGUGAUAAACAUGAAAAACUUUUUGUCUGUUUGUUUACUUUGAAUUGACUUUUAUUAAAAGUCCUACUAACUACAACAUAAAGCACAAAUGAAGUUUGACACCCUGUGUUUGUGGUUUGGUCUGUUGUGGCUUCCUGUUUCAUGACUAUUAAAAGCUGACUGACUCUGAAAGACACAAAGAGACAGUGAAUCCUGGUCAAAUGUUUUCACCCAUCGAGAUGUUUGCACAAAUUCAAGCUGCUGCAGAUUUCAGAGUUAAAUACAGCAGAAGGUUCCACAAUGGUGUACAAGAGAGAAAACUCAGCCAGCUGGAUAUGUUAGAUGAUGGGGAACAGCAUGAUGUCAAAUCACACGAAGCUGAUGAAAACACCCAAAAGAAGCUCCCAACGGUGAAAAGAAGCUGUCUGACGGCAUUCAAAGUGAGCCUUGGAGUGCUGUAUCUUCUCACUAUGGCUGGAAUCAUGGCACGCUAUGUUUUAGUCACUUUGGAAAAAGAGCAGCUGCAGAAUCGAACCAACAAACUGAUCAACAUUUACAGCCAGCUCGAAGAAAAAGUGUUUGAUGACAACAGUCAGCUACAGAGCAGUUACGAUGCCCUGAAUAAGAACUGCAGCCAGCUAAAGGCCAACCUGAAAGUCAUGGAAGCCAACAACAAUCAGCUACAGGAAGAAGUGAAGCAGCUGAAGGACGAGAUUGAGACUCUGACACAGAAAAAACUCCAGUUAAACACAAGGAAGAGUCCUGAGGAAUGGAUAAGAUUUGCAAGCAACUCUUACUUUAAAUCCACUGAGAGGAAAACUUGGUCUGAGAGCAGUAGAGCCUGUCAGGGUAAAGGAGCUGAUCUGGUGAUGAUAAACAGCGAAGAGGAACAGCAAUUUGUUAGUGAACUGAACAUGGGCGGAGAGUCCUGGAUUGGACUGCAAGUCAUCAAAAAACGGAUAUCGAGAUUUGUUUUCAAAUGGGAAUGGAAAUGGAUGAAUGGAUCACCGCUUCAAAAAACGUUCUGGGCACCUGGACAGGAGGAUGCCAGUCCAGAUUACAAUACAGCAUGUUGUGAUAUAAAUGGGAAAUGGAUCAAACGUUAUGGAUCAAAGACCUUCAUCUGUGAGAGAUGAGUUUGGUGCUUUGAUGUAAAUGUUUGAAUAAUCCAACCAAAGACACCUCACUAUGAAAUGUCCUGCAUGAGCCUCAGACUCAGCUUACAGUCUUUACUUGUUCAUUCUGCAUCAUAUAUUGAUUACAUAUAUUGUCCCUCUGUGCUCUGUGCUGUACAGUAAGGUUGGA